GAAUCUACGAACCCGUCUGUAUGCGCCUUCUGCGCGCAUCGGCUUGGACAGGCUCGACGUCCAUCACACGUCCAGCGCCGUUUCCUACAAUCGUCUCGUCCGGUAUCGAAACCCCCAGCAGAGGCAGCUGCAUCACGAGAAGAUCAUAACAAUGGAGAAACGAAACCGGUAGCAGUGACCUGGGGGCGACCCAACGCUGGAAAUGGGAACUCUUUAGGUACUACCUAUACAUGGGGUCGACCUGGAGUUGGAAGGGGAGGAAUACCACCCGCUGGACCUGCGGGAAGCUGGGGUGGACCAAAUUCCAUCGGAAAUGGUAUACCAGCAGCGAAGAUACAGCCAGGCCGCUCGAACGAGACCCCAGAAACCAACGGCAUGUUGCCACAUGAGCAACGAGCAAGAGACUUGAUGAAGGAACAAGCUGCCCAAGCACAGCGAGCAAGAGAAUUGUUAGAAGAAAAGCGUAUCUCAUCACAACAGAGGCCAAUCACUAUCCCCACCGGACCCGGGCCGCAUACAACUCGAGCAGGGCGUCCUUAUCCUCGUCAACGUACCCAACAAGAGCUGAUGGAGGAAGGUCGGAGGGCACUCGAACGUGAGGGAGCUCGAGAACGGCAGAGAGAAGCAGGAGCUAGAGCUCCACCUAUCCGACGCAUUGGGCAUGUUAUGGGUGACGCUCCGCCUGCGUCUCGGUCAAAUCAACAAUCGGAAGACUUUCCCGGUUGGGCGCAUUUGAAGCGACAGUCUAAAACAGUUGCUCGGGAUGAAGCCAAGGGCCCAGAAAUAACGAGGCCUAUCGAUAGAUUUGUGGAAGGUCGAGCUCAAAGGGAAGAGCAGGCUAAGUGGGGACGUUAUACACCUCUGGGCAACAGGUCAGCUACCCCUCCACGGGAUUCCACGUUCAGUACCAGACGGGAACCGUAUCAGCAGGAGGACCAGUCACGGUGGGGUGCCGGUAGAGGUGCUCAAAUUUCACCCCAGCAAGCUGCUGAAAAAAGUAUAUGGCAAUCAGAAUCUCGGGAUCAGAGAAGUGAGUUAAAUGGGAAGCAGGAUCCUGAACCAACCAUUUCCUGGAGCCCCAUUCGUAAAGCGGCAGGUGUCGGCCAAACUCCUAAGGUUGAAGAGAGGGAAAAGGCCGAACAAGCUCCCAGGGCAGAAGAAAGCAAAAAGGCUGAACCUCAAUAUGACGAGUUGAAACGUCCAGCCCGUGAAAGCCGGGGAAAGAAAGCAAGUCCACGAUUUGAAUCGGAUGAUAAACCAAGCUACAACAAAAUGCCAAAUGGUAAAGAACGAGAUAAAGCCAAGCGGCGCGAGCGGUUCGUUAAUCAAGAUGAAGUCGAGGAUGCUGCACGGCAAGAAGCCCGAGAACGUGCGGAGCUAAAGAAGCAGCGGAAGCGCGAAAAGGUUGCCAGAAAACCAAUUCCAAUUAUGCUCCCGGAAUACAUCACUGUGUCCAAUUUAGCAAUUGCACUACAUGUUAGGCUCGAGGAAUUCGUUUGGAAGAUGCAGGAGUUGGGCUUCGAAGAGACAAAUCACGAUUUCAUCUUGAAUUCGGAAAACGCUGGCCUCAUUGCAAUGGAAUACAAUUUUGAUCCCAUUAUCGAUCGUGGCGAUUCGGAAGAUUUGAAAGCACGACCACCGGCCGAAGAUCCGUCUAUACUGCCCCAAAGACCUCCUAUUGUGACAAUCAUGGGACAUGUCGACCAUGGAAAGACCACUAUCCUCGAUUACCUGCGAAAAUCAUCUGUUGCUGCGACAGAGCAUGGAGGAAUUACACAACAUAUUGGAGCAUUCUCCGUACCAAUGCACUCCGGCAAGACCAUCACAUUUUUAGAUACUCCUGGCCAUGCGGCAUUCCUAAACAUGCGUCAGCGAGGUGCCGUUGUUACAGAUAUUGUGAUUUUGGUAGUUGCAGCAGAUGAUAGUGUCAAGCCUCAGACCAUUGAAGCAAUCAAGCAUGCUAAAGCAGCUAACGUGCCUAUAAUGGUAGCCAUCAACAAAGUUGAUAAAGAAGAGGCAAACAUUGACCGGGUCAAGCAAGAUCUUGCUCGACACGGCGUCGAUGUUGAAGAUUUCGGCGGAGAGACACAAGUUGUUUGUGUCAGUGGCAAGACUGGUCAAGGCAUGGAUGAGCUGGAAGAAGCUGCAGUGGCAUUGUCUGAUGUUCUCGACAUGCGAGCGGAGACCGAUGGUCAAGCUGAAGGCUGGGUACUCGAAGCAAGUAUCAAGUCUGUGGGCAAAGUCGCCACUGUUCUCGUCCGAAGAGGAACAAUGCGCCCAGGUGAUUCCAUCGUGGCAGGCAAGACAUGGGCUCGAAUCCGCUGUCUCCGCAACGAAGCUGGCAUUGAGAUUGAGGAAGCAGGUCCGGGAACUCCAGUCGAAGUUGACGGAUGGCGUGAACAGCCGCUUGCAGGUGAUGAGGUUCUCCAGGCUGUUGACGAACAAAAGGCCAAGAGCGUGAUCGAUUACAGACUUGAGAGAGAAGAACGUGACAGAAUGGCCGAAGAUAUGGAAGCCAUCAACGAGAACCGCAAAGUCGAGCAAGAAAAGCGCGAUCGCGAGAAAGCGGAAGCUGAGGCCGAAAAGCAGGGUCGUGCUUUGGAUAUUCCUGAGCAAAAGGCUGGUGGACCUAAGCAAGUCUACUUCAUCGUUAAAGGCGACGUCAGUGGUUCCGUUGAAGCAGUCAUGGACAGUAUUGCCGCGCUCGGCACUAAAGAAGUCCACCCACAUAUUCUCCGUUCUGGCGUUGGACAACUCUCCGAGUUUGACAUUGAGCACGCAGCAGCUGCCAAGGGUCAGCUUAUUAACUUCAACACUCAAGUAGAACCUCAUAUCUCUCGUGCUGCUGAGCAAGCCAAAGUUAAUAUCAUUAACGAGAACAUCAUCUAUCGGUUGGUGGAGAAUGUCAAGGCUGAGCUAAGCAAGCAUUUGCCGCCACUGAUUACCCAGAGAGUGCUAGGUGAGGCGGAUGUUUCAAAUAUCUUCUCCAUUACCGUCAAGGGAAGGCAGCAGAAAAAUGUUGCUGGUUGCAAGGUUAGAAACGGGGUAAUUGGAAAGAACGCCAAGGUUAGAGUGAUCAGGCAUGGCGAGAAGGUCUAUGAUGGCUCCCUCGCCUCCCUCAAAAACGUCAAGAAAGAUGUCAUGGAAAUCAAGAAUGGCGCUGAGUGCGGUAUGAGCUUCACGGACUGGUUCGAAUUCCAAGUCGGGGACCGAAUUCAGUCUUACGAGCAGAAAGAGGAGAAGAGAUACUUGUAA
Molecule: messenger RNA, 3255 nt
Organism: Lachnellula hyalina
Lineage: Eukaryota; Fungi; Ascomycota; Leotiomycetes; Helotiales; Lachnaceae
Gene: IFM1
Product: Translation initiation factor IF-2, mitochondrial
Exons: 2
Biological process (GO): translational initiation
Molecular function (GO): translation initiation factor activity; GTP binding; GTPase activity
Source: RefSeq, a predicted model, not a curated record